This is a messenger RNA of Macadamia integrifolia, 1038 nucleotides long. RefSeq names its product cytosolic sulfotransferase 8-like. The record is from RefSeq and is a predicted model, not a curated record. NCBI's taxonomy places the organism in Eukaryota, Viridiplantae, Streptophyta, Magnoliopsida, Proteales, Proteaceae. The transcript has a single exon. Gene Ontology annotation, molecular function: sulfotransferase activity. The coding region runs from base 1 to 1038 and encodes 345 amino acids. Gene Ontology annotation, cellular component: cytoplasm. Gene Ontology annotation, biological process: sulfation.
AUGGCCCAAAGUGCUCCUUACAAAAUAUGUUUUGUACCCAAAAGCAGAGAAGAAGAGGAAGAAGAUGAGAAAAUCUACAAGAGAUACAGAGAGAUUGUUUCCGAACUUCCCACAACAGAAGGUUGGUUAGGUAGCCCACUCUACCAAUACCAAGGCUUUUGGUAUGGUUUGGAACUUGGUGGUGUUGGACCAUUGGCAGUUCAAGAUCACUUCAAGCCACAACCCAGUGACAUUCUUAUUGUUAGCACCCCCAAAUGUGGCUCAACUUGGCUGAGAUCAGUAGCCUUUGCUGUCAUGAAUCGCAAAGCUCAUCCUCCUUCAGAUCAGCACCACCCUUUGCUCUUAUUCAACUCACAUGAGUUAGUACCACUGAUAGAGAUACAUUUUUAUAGUGACGAUGUCAAUGGCAACCGAAUUCCUAAUCUCGACAUCCUUCCGUCGCCUAGACUGUUUAGCACACACAUGCCUUACACAUCACUACCGCAAUCUGUAGCACAGUCAGAGACUUCCCCCAAGAUUGUUUAUAUUUGCCGGAAUCCUAAGGAUACUCUAGUAUCAUGGUGGCGUUUUUCAAACAAGGUAAGGUCUAAUAUUUCCUUGGAGCCUCUGAAACUAGAAAAAAUCUUCAAGAUGUUUUGCAAAGGGAUGUUAUCAUGUUGCCCAUUUUGGGAUCAUGUGUUGGGUUAUUGGAAAGAGAGCUUAGAAAGGCCUCAAAAUGUGCUCUUCCUCAAGUAUGAAGAGAUGGUGGCUGAACCUGUUCUUCACUUGAAAUUGAUAGCAGAGUUUAUGGGGUACCCCUUCUCCUCAAUGGAAGAGAGGGAAGGAGUGAUUGAUCAAAUAAUAAAUCUCUGCAGUUUCAAGAAUUUAAGCAAUUUGGCUGUCAAUAAAACUGGUUCAAGUUAUCCUGGUAUUUCAAACAGUGUCUUCUUUGGGCAAGGUAAAGUUGGAGAUUCUGCAAAUUGCCUCACACCUGAGAUGACGGAGCAUCUGGACCGCCUCACAGAGCAAAAAAUUCAUGGUUCAGGCUUAACACUCUAA